Colletotrichum higginsianum IMI 349063 is the source of this 1185-nucleotide messenger RNA. Its product is annotated as Taurine catabolism dioxygenase TauD. The transcript has a single exon. The coding region runs from base 1 to 1185 and encodes 394 amino acids. The record is from RefSeq and is a predicted model, not a curated record. Lineage: Eukaryota; Fungi; Ascomycota; Sordariomycetes; Glomerellales; Glomerellaceae. Gene Ontology annotation, molecular function: oxidoreductase activity.
AUGGCGUCCAUCGCGUCCGUCCCACGUCAAGGGCCAGUGGAUUUGGUAUUGGGCAAGAGCUCUUCUACAACCCUUUCCUUCGAGUCUUUCGACCUUCCAAGCACGAACCAGCGUAUUCUCGGCGCGCCACAUCCCGACAAUACAGUAGCCCCACUGGCACUGAGGCCUUCAAGUCACAGUAACGACAUUAAGUUGGAUGAGGUCAUACAAAGAAUCAAGUCUCUUCAAGCUCAAGACGGGCUACUCACCAAGAAGCUGGCUCUCCACGGGACUCUUCUCUUUCGAGACUUACCGAUCCACGAUGCCGAAGAAUUCAGCAGAUUUGCCCAUUCUUUUGGGUACAAACCACACGAGAUUAUCGGCAUCGUUGUCGACAGACCACUUCUGGCGCCUAACGUGGCACCUGCGAACGAAAGUCCAAAGGACGUUCUAAUUUACAACCACAACGAGUCACCCCAGGUCCCCCAUGCCCCUGAGUACAUUUUCUUCUUCAGCCAAAAGGCUCCAUUAAAGGGAGGGGAAACCCCGAUAUCAUCGUCUCUGGAGCUGUUCCGCCGGGCUCGAGAGGAAAUACCUGACUUCAUCGACGAGCUUGCUCAGAAGGUGAUAUUGAGCAAAGUCACGUACAAGUUCGACAAACAGUACGCGGGUGGAUCAACUCUGCGGCAAGCUUUUGGAAAAGAUUUCUCUGACGAUGACGAUGACGAGAUGAAGCGCAAAAAGAUCACGCAUCAAAUUGCACGGUACGGGAGAGGAAAACAUACGACGUGGGAGUGGGUUGAAGACGGCGUGGUUCUAACACACAGAUUGCCCGCGAUCCGUACUCAGCCAGAGACCGACCUUCCAACCCUCUUCACCGGACUAGCUGCAUACUGGAAAAACAAACAGGGGGCCGUCAGGUCGCGAAAAGAGGUCACAAGACAGCUGUACGGCGAUGGCAGCCCGAUUCCGGACAAAUACCUGGAGCACCUGGCAAAGAUAACAGACGAAAUCACGGUUCUCCACAAAUGGAAACAAGGGGACGUUUUUGUGUACGACAACAUCAUCGCUCAGCAUGGAAGGCAUCCUUGGGAAGGCAAGCAAUCGGACCGCGUUGUUCUCGCUAGCCUUUUUGAUGGGCAUCGCAUUCCUGGUGCUUACGGAGACGCGGAUUGGGCUCAGGUCGUUCAGGCACUUGAUGGAUAG